This is a messenger RNA of Lucilia sericata (common green bottle fly), 543 nucleotides long. RefSeq lists its product as uncharacterized. The transcript is spliced from 4 exons. The coding region runs from base 171 to 512 and encodes 113 amino acids. The record is from RefSeq and is a predicted model, not a curated record. NCBI's taxonomy places the organism in Eukaryota, Metazoa, Arthropoda, Insecta, Diptera, Calliphoridae.
UCACACUGCUGCGCAGAAGCACUAAAGUAAGGCAAAAAUUAUAAUAAUGAUUUCUCGAUUAUACACGACGGAUAAUUCAACUAAAACGAAGAUUAAGAUGAUGCAAUAUUUAUUAAAAUUACAUUUAGUUCUGAUGUGUCGUUCUUUAAAUCAAAAUAUUUUUUUACAAAAUGGGACGCUCUAGACCUGUGAAGGAAUCUUCUACUAAAACAAGUCCAUCAACAACCAUUGAGACUGCAUCAAAAUUGGAAAAACUCCAAAAAAGUAUAGAAGAACUUCAAAAAGUAAACAGCGACAUGGCUAAAGAAAUUAAGGAAUUAAAAGAAACAUUUUGUGCACAAAACAAAAUAAUUGUAGAUCUAUUGUCUGAAAUGCAUGUCUUAAUAAAAUCAAAUUUAACCUCCACUGCAGUAGCCACAAGAUAUUUGGACAAAUUUCCUCUUAAAUCUAAAUCGGAAAUGGACGAUAUAGAACUAGAAAUUUCUGAUGAAAAUAUGGAAGCUAUGUUAUAAGUGUGAAAUUAAUCAAUAUAAUAUGUUUUGU